GGUUGAACGUGAUGUCACUUUCGCCUGUGUUUAUUUCAAUGAAGAUAGUCUGAUAAUGAAGCAGGUGGCUAUCAUGUAUACGUGUUUCCUUUAUUUGUCAAUUGAUUACACAGUUUGACGGACCAAGCGGUUAUACCUAAUGCAAAUAAAAUGAUUUCUUACAAUAAACAGUCAACUUUAAAAUUGCUCUUAAGUCUCUUAUGUUUCCAUAUUUCAUCAUCUUUUGUGCUCAAUAAAAGACAAUCAGACUUAUAUGCAACAAAUAAUUUUGAUGCAAGUUUUUUGGAAAAUUCUGAAUCCAAUAAUGGUGGAAGUGUGGCGUCAAAUGGAGGUAGGAGCACCUCAUAUUCCUCAAUGAGCAGCAAUAGCUUGGCGUCCGGAGGUGGUGAUAGUGGUCGUGGUAUGGGUUCACCGUAUGGGGGAGGGCAUGAUAAUAGCAUGUCAGGAAGUGGAAAUAGUGGACGUGGAAUGGGUUCGUCGAAUGGGGGAGGGAAUGGAAAUAGUAUGGGCAGUGGUAUUAAUCCUUUCAACAGUAACAGCAACACAGGAGGAAUGGGCCCAUUUUCCGGUGGAUCAAAAGGAAACGGAGGCGGAAUGGGGCCAUUUUCCGGUGGAUCAAAAGGAAACGGAGGAGGAAUGGGACCGUUUGCUGGUGGUGCCGCUAAUGGUAAUGGUGGAGGAAGCAGCAAUAGCAUGGGUGGGGGCAUGGAUCCUUUUAAUAGUAACAGUAAUGGCGGACAAAGCUCCACAGGACCUUUUACAGGGGGAGCUAGUGGAAAUUCGGCAGGACCUUUUUCGAGUGGCUCAAAAGGAAGUUCGAUGGGACCAUUUCAAAGUAAUGAUAAAGACAAUGGAAUGAAAACACCAUUUGAUAGUAGCAACAUGAAUGGAGGUCCCGGUGGUAUGGUCGGCGGUCGAUUUAAUUUAGACAUUGGAACUAAUGAUGGACCGGGCGGGCUAAAUGGUAGCCCAUUUAUGACCAAUAAUGACGGUGGACCGGGUGGUUUAUCAGGUGGAUCGUUCAUGCAGAAAACUGAUAGUUCGACAACAGAUUCUAAAUUUGAUACAUCUCAGUAUGAACAGAUGUUGAAGGAGAUGUUUGCAACAGACUCCGGUGCUAAAUCUGAGGGCAGUCCGUUUGAUCCCGAUUCUUAUAGUGGUAAUAUUAAUGCCGCUAACACUGGUCGCACAAAUCUCAACUCUGCCGGCAGCGGACAGUCCCAGGGAUAUGGUAACACGGAUAGCGCACAGUCCCAGGGAUAUGGUAACACGGAUAGCGCACAUGGUUCAUACGAAUCGGGGCGAAAAACCUCGGAUCCGUUCAGCACCAAGCAUUUUAAAGACUCUGCAAGUCCAUUUAAAGUACAUCAGUCACACCAAGUCGGAGCUGGAAGCAAUAAUUAUGGCACCCGUUAUAAUAAUGGUAUUAAAGAAAGCAGGUACCAGUUUAACAAUGGAAACACAGACACUUACCAAACGCCAUUCAACGAAAAGACGGAUUACAAUGAAUUAUUAUCAACGCCAUUCCAGUCCAAUAACAAUAAUGGUCGUGCUGGUAGUCAGAGUUACAAAGACCAGUCUCUAGGUACAGGAUAUUCACCUUUUAAGUCAGACAGAGGUAUGCCAGGUAUGGCAAGAAUGAAUAAUCCCGGUGGUAACCCGUUUAGUCAAGGAGGAUCACAAAUUGGAAGAGGUUGAAAGAAGAUGUUUGAAGAACAAAAUAAUAAAAGUUGGAACUAACAGUGUUUUAUAUUUACUGUUCUUUUUAAUAUAAUGAACGGACUGCAAACAAUACAACUGUUUUCUCCACCGA
Mytilus californianus (California mussel) is the source of this 1813-nucleotide messenger RNA. RefSeq names its product loricrin-like. Bases 151 to 1698 code for a protein of 515 amino acids. NCBI's taxonomy places the organism in Eukaryota, Metazoa, Mollusca, Bivalvia, Mytilida, Mytilidae. The record is from RefSeq and is a predicted model, not a curated record. The transcript is spliced from 7 exons.